GUUAGUCUGAGUGUGAGCAGAGCUGCGGUCGAGAAAAGUCUCCCUGUUUCUCUCUAAAGACAAAUUCAAGCAAAGUCUUGGAGUUUUUCUCAACUGAACAGCAGAAUCUGUGUCCAUCAGCGGUUGUAGAAAUGUCUGCUGCCAGCUGUCUGCUGACUGAAGAUCAGUUCCUGUGCUCCAUCUGUCUGGAUGUGUUCACUGAUCCUGUCACCUUAUCAUGUGGACACAACUUCUGUAAAAGCUGCAUCACUGAACACUGGGAUGUUAAAGUCCAACAUGAUUGUCCAAACUGUAAAAAGGUUUUCAACACCAAACCUGAGCUACACGUCAACACCUUCAUCUCUGAGAUGGCUGCUCAGUUCAGACAGUCAGCUCAACAGGAAGCCAGCAGCAGCAGCUCAGAGCAACAAGUUUCCAAACCAGGAGAAGUUCCCUGUGACGUCUGCACUGGAACCAAACUGAAGGCCCUGAAGUCCUGCCUGGUGUGUCUGGUUUCUUACUGUGAGACUCACCUGGAGCCUCACCUGACAGCUUCACGUCUGAAGAGACAUCAGCUGAUCGACCCUGUGGAGAACCUGGAAGGCAGGAUGUGUGAGAAGCACGACAAACUGCUGGAGCUGUUCUGUAAGAACGACCAGAUGUGUGUCUGCAUGAUGUGCAGCGUUAAAGACCACAAGACUCAUGAUGUUGUUCCUCUGAGAGAAGGAUAUGAAGGAAAGAAGGCCGAGCUGGGGAAGACAGAGGCUGAAAUUCAGCAGAUGAUCCAGAAGAGACGACUGAAGCUUGAAGAGUUCAAACAGUCAGUGGAGCUCAGCAAGAAGAAUGCAGACAGAGAGAUGGCAGAAGGUGUUCAGGUCUUCAGCGCUCUGAUGGAGACUGUUGAGAGACGCCUAAAUAAUCUGAUGGACACGAUCAAAGAGAAGCAGAGAGAGACGGAGGAACAGGCUGAAGGCUUCAUCAAAGAGCUGCAACAGGAAAUCUCUGAGCUGGAGAAGAGAAGCUCUGAAGUGAAGAAGCUCUCACGCUCUGAAGACCACCUCCACCUCCUCCAAAACAUCACGGCCCUGAACGCUGCUCCACCCACCAAGAACUGGACUGGAGUCAGAGUCCAUCCACCUUCAUAUGAGGGGACUGUGGUGAGAGCUGUGAAGCAGCUGGAGGAGACGCUCAGUGAACAGAUGAAGAAGCUGUUUGAGGCCAAGAUGAAGAGAGUCCAGCAGUAUGAGGUGGAUCUGACUCUUGAUCCUGAUACAGCACAUCCUGAUCUCAUCCUGUCUGAUGAUGGAAAACAAGUUCAUGACAGUGAUGUGAGGAAGAAUCUCCCAAACAAUCCAGAGAGAUUUGAUUAUUGUCCAUGUGUCUUAUCAAAGCAGAGUUUCUCUUCAGGCAGAUUUUACUUCGAGGUUCAGGUUAAAGGGAAGACUGGGUGGGAUUUAGGAGUGGUCAGAGAGUCGAUCAACAGGAAGGGAAAAAUCACAGCAAGUCCUCAGAAUGGUUUCUGGACGAUAUGGUUGAGGAAUGAAAAUGAGUACAAAGCUCUUGCUGACCCUAGAGUCCGUCUCUUUCUGCAGUCUGAUCCUGAGAAGGUGGGGGUGUUUGUGGACUAUGAGGAGGGUCUGGUCUCCUUUUAUGACGUUGAUGCUGCAGCUCUGAUCUACUCCUUCACUGGCUGCUCCUUCACUGAGAAACUCUACCCAUACUUUAGUCCCUGUCCUAAUUAUGGAGGUAAAAACUCUGCUCCUCUGAUCAUCUCUCCUGUCAACUAAACUGAGGAGAGCAACCACUGAGUUUCAGAGAAAGGUUGAUGUCAAAGAGAACACCUUGGGCCUUUUUCAGGAAGCAAGUUUAUCAAGCACAGAGUCAAAACCCGAACUUUAUGUUGACGAACCCUGAGAUGUCAAACUCAGAGUGUUCGGUUUCAGAACAGGUGAUAACAAUUAAUUCAAUCAACUCUGAGUGAAGGUAACCCUGGGUGAAGCUCGUGCAUGAGGAUAUAAAAAGCCCUCAUCAAUGGAACAAAGAUAACAUGAUUCACCAUGGCAACAAGCGAAACAAACCCUCGAUCCUCCUUCUUCUCCCCGGUGGAGUCGGAGAUAUUAAUGAUCGCGUAUGCAGAAAACGAGCAUAUCGUCCGAAACAAAAGCAAUACUGUGGCAGCAGCAGAGAGCGAGAGCUCGUGUGGCAGAAAAUUACUGACCGAGUCAAAACGUCCUGAGUGUUUCACUAAUUCAAUGGUUCCCAAACUUUUUCUGCGGCCCCCCCUUUGUGGGUGAAAAUAUUUCCAUGCCCCCCCCCAUAACAUACAUACACACACAUGCUAUUAGCCAUUUAUACGUACAUACUACCUUUGUAUGUAUUCAGUGAUUUAUUGGUUCCUUCAUUCAUUAUUUUUUUUAAUUAAUUAAUUAAUUAAUUAAUUCCUUAUUUAAAUUCCCUGUUGAUAUAAUUUAGACAUCUCCAGGCACGUUAUUCAAAGUGUCAUGUUACUACACCUGACAACCAACAUGCUGCUUCCUGUUAUCGCCCUUUCAAAGUAAAGUUUUUUGGAAUAUGUAACAUGAGGGGACUUUUAUUGUGAAAAGUUUUUUCCGGAAAUGAAAUGUUUUUCCUUGAAGUAGCUUAACUAUGGCCUCAAGUCAGCUGCAGUCACCGAUCCCACACAUAUUUGAAGCAGGUAGAUGAAAAUCCCUGCAGCUGUUUGAUGAGCCUGGCUCUGCUCUGAAGUGUCUGACACAGAGAGGAGGGGGGUCCCAUCUACGUUGUUGUCUGUCACAUAUCACUCUGCUACGCUAUUAUGUUUACCUGCCACCUCACUUCUAUCACACAUACACAUAGUUGGCCUAGUUAGCAAUGCAGAAUUGGGUGUAUUGUUUUUAUUAAUCCGUGCUGCACCCCCACCCCUGGUAUGAAUGCUUUCAGUCUGCAGGCUUCAAUCUAUGAGCAGGGUAACUCAGGGUUAGGUGAAGCAAACCUGCCAGCGAGCAGGUUGGUUUCAUGGAGUAUGUUCCCCGGGUAACUGAGUCAGUGUUGCGCUGAACUGGCUUUGAGAACCUGAAAAACCGGAGUUUCCCUCAUUACAGGGUUUACUAACUUGGGAUUUUCACUUAACCUGCUUUCUGAAACGGGCCCCU
Notolabrus celidotus (New Zealand spotty) is the source of this 3131-nucleotide messenger RNA. RefSeq names its product E3 ubiquitin-protein ligase TRIM21-like. The record is from RefSeq and is a predicted model, not a curated record. The transcript is spliced from 3 exons. Bases 132 to 1766 code for a protein of 544 amino acids. Gene Ontology annotation, molecular function: protein binding; zinc ion binding. Lineage: Eukaryota; Metazoa; Chordata; Actinopteri; Labriformes; Labridae.